This is a messenger RNA of Hymenoscyphus albidus, 2789 nucleotides long. The record is from the annotation of a GenBank genome assembly. NCBI's taxonomy places the organism in Eukaryota, Fungi, Ascomycota, Leotiomycetes, Helotiales, Helotiaceae.
UCAAUUCGUUGAUACUUGCUGUGCGGUGGAGCACGGCGGUCAACAAACAAUCGCACAGCCCCAAAUAUAUGCGAGGCGAGUGUGGCUUGCCCUCUCUCUCCACACAACCCGUCUACUUUACGAGACGAGAUCUUUCAUUUGCAUCAUCGGUGAGACCAUAAUAGACUGCCAGAACACGCUUUCGGUGGUAUGGGUAGUGUACAUGAAAGCCCGUCAUAAGUGUUACUUUAUUGGGCUAGGAAACAAUAGGUGAAUAGUCACUUCCGCUCACCGAAAUGACUCGAUUCGGCACCUACAGUAUCAAGGCAGUGAGGCAGCUGAACUGUUUUGCUUGCCUAGCUUUGGCUUACCUCUACUGUACUUGAUGUAUAUAUAUAAAGUCCCUUCCUUCUCUUCCCUUCCCAUUUUCUUCCAUCGUGCACUGGAGAACCCCACUCUCUGCACAACCACCAUGAAUUCUUGUGAUACCAAGAUAUAAUAUCAAGCACCCGCAAAUCGCGCGAGGUCUGAUGAAAAGGAUGAAUGAAUGGGAAAGACCCGAAACAACAAUGACGGAGGCCCUCGCGGAUCACCUCACUUCAUUCUCAGUCCGGCCUUCUAGCUCCAAUGAGCCAUUCCUCGAUCCGGGCCAAAUCAACCCCCAAACCGCCAUCUUAGAAGCCUUCUUUCCGGGGUUUUCUCUCAUCUCCUCCGCACUCCUCAAAUAUGCCAAAAUCGACCUCUCGCUCUACCUCCCCAUGCUCUUCGUCCUGGGACUCAUCAUUUUCGUGACAAGAUAUUGUUCCGACUGGGCCUGGGAUUUCGUGGAAACGCAUGCCAUGUCUAGUGCAGAUAUCCGCGUAGAUGAUGAGAUUUACAAUAUGUUGAUGGCGUGGGUUGCCAAUCAGCAGUUCGCCAAAAGAACGCGUCGUUUUGUGGCGAACACGAAUCUUAAUACGCGAGCGUGGUUACUAAGUGCUUGGACUCAGGACCAGGAGGAUGAUGAGGUGGAAGAGGAAGAGGAAAGUGUGGGGUUUGAUGCAGAUGGGAACCCGGUUGGUAAGAUUGGGGGGAGUAAGGGGAAAGAAGUGAGGUUCACGCCGAGUUUUGGGACGCAUUACUUUUGGUAUAAGAAGCAUCUCUUACUUUUUAGAAGAGCCAAGGAGGAACGUCAAAAUGGGUACGGAUCUGUAAGUUAAAUGCGUGUUCUUCUUUUUUAGUUUUUGUCCUGACUACCCUACUUUGAUUUGGUAACCGGAUUACCUGGAUGGGCUAAUACUUUCGCGAAAUAGGUCAGUGAGCGAGAGGAAAUCUCCAUCUGCUGUUUUGGCAGGAACCCAGAGAUUCUUAAGACACUCUUGGAAGAGUGCCGCACGGAAUUCAAGAAAGGUGAUGAAACUCGAACGGUUAUCUAUCGUGGAGGAUCAAAGUCUUCACUAGCAGAAACCUCUUGGACCAGAUGUAUUUCCCGAGCCUCCCGACCAUUUUCGACCGUCGUUCUCGAUGAGACUGUCAAGCAGAAUCUUUUGGAUGACAUGAGAGAUUACCUUCAUCCAUACACUCGGAGGUGGUAGUAAGUAGCAUUCCACAUCCCAACAAAAUCCAUGGCAUCGUUCUAAUAUUUCUCAGCUCUAACCGAGGUAUUCCAUAUCGUCGUGGCUAUCUAUUAUAUGGCCCUCCAGGUACCGGGAAAAGCUCUCUUAGUUUUGCAAUCGCCGGUUAUUUCAAGCUCAAGAUCUACAUCGUCAGUCUCAACUCGCCCUCCAUGGACGAAGAAACCCUGGGAACGCUCUUUUCUCAACUCCCCAAGCAAUGCGUAGUCCUCCUCGAGGACAUCGACACAGCAGGCCUGACACAUACCCGAGGGGACGCCGCAAAGGAUGACACGUCUGAUAAACCAGAAAGCCCAACAUCUGCAAAUGUCGAGAAACAAAAUACUGAAAGGCCUGGGAGGAUCUCGCUCUCGGCACUUCUUAACAUCUUGGAUGGUGUAGCGAGUCAGGAAGGGAGAGUAUUGAUUAUGACAACGAAUCACAUUGAGAAGCUAGAUUCUGCUCUCAUUCGCCCAGGCCGAGUCGAUAUGACCGUCAAAUUCGACCUAGCAACCACCUUCAUGCUCGCCACAAUCUUCCGAUCUAUCUUCGCCAUCCUGGAAGGUGACAUUCCUCCUUCCGCCCGAGAGACGGCCUUCCCCCGUAUCCGCUCCCCUAAACCCUCUUCGGGCACAAAAACAAAAACAAAAACAGAGAAAGACAUCUUAGAUGAGAGAAUUCGUCAAGAAGAAGAAGCAAGAUUAGAAAAAGAAUUCGCCGAGAAGAAGACGAAAGAAGAGGAAAAAGUCGAAGAGUUGAGUAGACAGUUCGCAGAUGCCAUUCCCAGUAUGGUAUUCAGUCCCGCUGAGAUCCAAGGGUAUCUCUUGAAGUAUAAGAGGGAGCCAGAGAAAGCAGUUCAGGGAGCCAAAGAUUGGGUCAAGGAGACUAUGACGGAGAAGCGGAAACAGGCUGAGAAGGACAGGCAGGAUGAAGAGGCUCGGUUGAAGAAGGAAAGGGAAGAUGAAGAGGCUCGGUUGAAGAAGGAAAAGGAAGCUGAAGAAAAAGAGGCGAAGGAGAAAGUGGAAAAAGAGGUCGAGGAAAAAUUAGAGGCGGAAAAAAAACUUGUGGAGAAAAAAGCUUUGGUUAAUGGUAUCAAGGAUAAUGAAUAGAUGCAUGAGUGGUCUGUAGAUGAGGGCCCGAUGAAUUAUAUGAAUACCUAAAGAUGAUUAGAUACCCACAUAUCCUCCUUUCAAUUAUAACUAACGAAUGCUGAUUGAG